Messenger RNA from Exaiptasia diaphana, 2455 nucleotides. Its product is annotated as G-protein coupled receptor 26-like. Gene Ontology annotation, molecular function: G protein-coupled receptor activity. The record is from RefSeq and is a predicted model, not a curated record. Gene Ontology annotation, biological process: adenylate cyclase-activating G protein-coupled receptor signaling pathway. Bases 761 to 1837 code for a protein of 358 amino acids. Gene Ontology annotation, cellular component: membrane. Lineage: Eukaryota; Metazoa; Cnidaria; Anthozoa; Actiniaria; Aiptasiidae. The transcript is spliced from 2 exons.
UUGCAUGAGAAUGACGACACCUGUUUUCAUCCUGAGAAAAAAAAUAUAAUUCAGACGCGAAAAGAUCGUUCCAAAUCCUUCUCKUUGAGCGUUCAAAAGUUUUAUUAUGGUCGUAAACAAAUCUACGAUAGUUUUUGGCUGUUGUGUCAGGUUAAAGUGUAUAGAAACGUGUUUUCCGCGAGAGCACUUGUGUUUUUAUUGACGAAAUUGUGGAUCAAAUAGUGUAACAAAUAGAGGAUCUGAAAAGGUGUUAAGUGAUCAAGAGAAUUGUCGGGACUUCAUWCCCUUACUUCCUAGUUUCACUUUACGAGAUUGACGACUAAUCGAUCUCCCUUUCAAACGGGAACACUAAGUUAUUGCACAUUUGGAAAACCGACCUCGCUUGCUGUCUGCAGAUGUCAARAAAGAUGUAGACUUGGAAUUGUCAUCAAAUAUGAUGAUAUUUAAGCAACAAGCUAUGCUAAUUGGCCGAUAACUAUGUAAAUUUACUAAGUAUUGUUACAAAAUGUAUGCUUGUCCUUCAAAUUUGAAUUAAACACACCAUAUGCUCUUCGUUGUAAAAUCUUCAGCUUAGUAGCGCAUGCAUGUUUCCAUGAACAUCUGCGUUACUUUGAUGUAUUAAUUUGGACAGUAAGCCAUACCAUAAUAAUACUGUUUAUACUUUGUAGGUUUAUAUUGCGUCAGGUCUUGUACUUAUCGUACUAUCAGAUGAAUUUUGUUUUCUACACUCUGGAUGGCAUAACGCUAAACUAACRGAACUAUGGGCAAUCUUUCCAAAGGAGAAACGUUCGCCUUYUCGCUAACGAUAUUCUUCAUGAAUGCUGCAGCAUUUGUAAUGAAUUUCCUCGUAUGUUUAGUCGUUUAUAGAAGUAAAGAACUGCGACGUCACAUCUCCAGCGUAUUUAUCGUUAACUUGGCCAUUUGUGACUUUAUGAUGGCUAUUUUUGCAAUGCCAUAUUCAUUUGGAUCGGUGAUUCUCAAUCAUUGGCCAUUUGGAGACUUCUGGUGCCAGUCAACGGGGUUUUGGAACAUGUUACUCAGUAUAGCCGCUAUCUUGACUCUUGCAACAAUAUCUAUCGAUCGUUAUAUUGCGGUGAUUAAACCUUUACAAUACAGAGCUAAGAUGACUCUACAGUGGGCUUUGGCAAUGAUCUGUUUUGUAUGGGUUCAGGCAACUAUUUUUGCUAUUGCUCCUAUUGGUAUGGGAUGGUAUACUUUUAAUACAAGGUACUUUGUUUGUACUUUCCCUUCGGAUCUUCAAGACGUUCGCUAUAUUGGCUUUACUAUAACAACUUAUACAUCAAAUGUMGGUCUCUCGUUGGUUAUAAUGCUAGGCGCUUACUACAAGAUCUUUGGGGUAGCGAGAUUACAUUCGAGAAGAAUUGGGCACGCCGUUGUCAGUGCGGUGCAUUUUGCGCCAGGAAUWCGUGGCACAAUGUCAACAGAAUCUAGCAGACAGCGUGAAUUCAAAGCCGCGAGAAAGAUUCUGUUUGUAAUAGGCGCGUUUAUCUGUUGUGUGGCACCUUACACAGCRGCUAGGUUACUGGAACUCGUUAAUGGAGAGCAGCCCCUGCCACAUAGGGUAACGAUAUCGCUACGAUGGAUAGCGUUCUUAAAAAGCUCUAUAGAUCCAUUCAUUUAUGGCCUUUUACAAAGACGAUUUAGAAGAGCUUUGCUUGAGCUUUUCUUGGGGACGCAGCGUGCACGGAUAGCGCGCAAUUCAUAUCCUUGCGGAGUGCCCAUUCGCGUUCGCGCAAAAAGACAAUCAUCUCAAAGCGAAACUGGUACAGUAAUGACAGCGAUGACGAAGAGAAAUUCAUUGGAUAAUUCCCCGUGAAAAUUUCAAAUUAUAUUUUGUAGUAAGAGCUCGUUGUUAGGAGAAACGAUGCAGGGAAUAGAUUACUUUAACGAUUAAUCUUGAUUGAUAAGCAAAUAGUUUGUUGUUCAAAAAUCAUUUUGGAAAUAUCACUUAAGAAUUGAUGUUACACGCUUCAAUGAGAGGACAUGAAUGGACGUUUCUAGGAAAGUCACUCGUGAAAACCAUAGAUUGUCUUGAAUAUCAAUGACACAAUGUUUUUUUUCUUCCGAUAUUUAAGAUUUGUAUUUUCCAAACAUCGGAAGGAAUCAAGACUUUUAUAGAGUUCGAUUACUGAAAUUGUUGUGAUUUUAUCUUGUUUCUUGUACAUAGUCAAUUCAACUUACUUUUUUGUGGAGACUGGAAUAAAUUUUACUAUUAAAGUUAUUCAUAAUUUAUUAACUAUACAGAAUUUGUGCCAGCGAUAGUCUAAUUAUACUUUGCUUCGAUUAAUCAACGGGAAACCGUAACCAUAUUUCCAAUUAUUUUUUCUUUUAAAUUUCUUUCCUGUGAAUAUUUUAUUCAUUAAUUUGGUUUUCAAUACUUCAUUUCGAAUUGAUUAUAUCUUUCGUUCUAUUCUCGUUUGUUUAUUUUUUUUAU